AUGCCAAGUGCAUCGAAUACAAAUGAAGUCAAUGUAGAUAUGAACGAUCGGCUAGAUGAUAUGAUUCGUGAUAUAGGCCCAGAGUCUUUCCAGCGGGCACAUAUGUAUGAUAAUUUGUGCAAAGAUAGAGAAGAGACUUUGUAUCCGGGGUGCAUUAACUUCACACGGUUGUCUGCGGUGUUAAGAUUGUUCAACUUGAAGGCGAGAAAUGGAUGGACAGAUAAAAGCUUCACUGAGUUACUUGAGUUGUUGAAGGAAAUGCUCCCAGAAGGUAACACAUUACCCAAUCGUAACUACGAGGCAAAGAAGAUAUUAUGUCCGAUGGGUAUGGAGUAUAAGAAAAUACAUGCAUGCCCUAAUGAUUGUAUAUUAUAUCGAAAUGAGUUUGAAGAGUUGAAGAGGUGCCCUAAGUGUGGACUAUCACGCUAUAAAGAGAAGGACAAUGAGUUCAAUUAUGAUGAAAGCAUACAACGUCCUCCUGCGAAGGUGUUAUGGUAUCUUCCAAUAAUUCCAAGGCUUAAACGAUUGUUCAAUAACGUAAAUGAUGCAAAGAAUCUAAGAUGGCAUGCAGAAGAGAGGAAAUGUGACGGGUACAUUCGUCAUCCGGCCGAUUCAUUACAAUGGAAGAAAAUUGACACUUUGUAUCCGGAAUUCGGGAAUGAGCCAAGAAACCUUAGGCUUGGACUUGCUACAGAUGGAAUGAGCCCAUAUGGGAACUUAAGUAGUAACCACAGUUCAUGGCCCAUUCUCUUAAUGAUCUACAAUCUACCUCCUUCAAUUUGCAUGAAACGCAAAUACAUUAUGUUAUCUAUGAUGAUUUUGGGUCCAAAGCAACCGGGAAAUGACAUAGAUGUUUAUCUUAGUCCAUUGAUCGAAGACUUGAAAGUGCUUUGGGAGGAAGGUGUUAAUGUGUUUGAUGCCCAUUCUUGUAAUACAUUCAAGUUGCGCACGAUGAUAUUUUGCACCAUUAAUGAUUUUCCUGCAUAUGGGAAUUUGUGCGGCUAUAGCGUGAAGGGGCAUAAAGCAUGUCCCAUAUGUGAAGAACGCACUUGCUUCCAACAAUUGAAAAAUGGAAGGAAGACAGUUUACCUUGGGCAUCGUAAAUUUCUCAAACGAUUUCACCCAUAUCGGAGGUUGAGAAAAGCAUUUAAUGGACACCCAGAAAAUGAAAUUGCUCCAAAAGCCUUAACUGGAGAGCAAGUUUAUGAAAAGUUGAAAGAUGUCAAUGUUAUAUUUGGGAAGGACCAAAAACAAACCACUGAGAAAAGCAUAUGGAAGAAGAGGUCUAUUUUCUUUAAUCUUCCUUAUUGGUCUGGUCUAGAUGUUAGACAUUGUAUCGAUGUAAUGCAUGUUGAAAAAAAUGUGUGUGAUAGUGUAAUAGGAACACUUCUCAACAUUCAGGGAAAAACAAAGGAUGGUUUGAAUGCUUGUCUAGAUAUGGUUGAUAUGGGUAUAAGACAACAAUUAGCUCCAUAA
Vicia villosa (hairy vetch) is the source of this 1476-nucleotide messenger RNA. RefSeq lists its product as uncharacterized. Lineage: Eukaryota; Viridiplantae; Streptophyta; Magnoliopsida; Fabales; Fabaceae. Bases 1 to 1476 code for a protein of 491 amino acids. The transcript has a single exon. The record is from RefSeq and is a predicted model, not a curated record.